This is a messenger RNA of Siniperca chuatsi (mandarin fish), 2643 nucleotides long. RefSeq names its product complement component 1, q subcomponent-like 3a (gene c1ql3a). NCBI's taxonomy places the organism in Eukaryota, Metazoa, Chordata, Actinopteri, Centrarchiformes, Sinipercidae. The transcript is spliced from 2 exons. Bases 732 to 1502 code for a protein of 256 amino acids. The record is from RefSeq and is a predicted model, not a curated record. Gene Ontology annotation, molecular function: protein binding.
AGAUAACUGUUAUGAAUUGGCACUAUAUAAAAAUAAUAAAAUUGAAUUAAAAACAGCACAUAUUUUUUAAACAGAGGUCCGAUCAUUCUCCAAACAACAAAUACCUUGAAAAAUAUGAUAAGGAUUAUAUGAUUCGAUCAAAUGCUAUCUAACUCCAUCCCGAUACAGUGUUUAGGUAACCUGCCCUGUUUCUAUUGGAGGACAGAGCAUCAGGAUCCUCUCUGUUAUCCCCCCCCUAUCUCUCUCUCUCUCUCCUGCUGUGUAUCUGCGCUUUUCACUCUUUGAGCGCUCCACAGAGGCAGACGGUCUAACUGAUCCUGAUCCACCUUAAGAGAUCAGCUGCUGUACAAAUACUUUGGUUCAGGACCUGUGGAUGAAAAAGGGGCCAGACCCCAUGUCUGGAUUUGAGAGUCUCUCAGAGAUGCUGAAUCCAGUGCUUUUGGAAAUCACGCAGCAGUAAAGGGCUGAACUUUGAGAGACUUGAAUAAGCAGCGCAUCAGCAGAAAAAGUGUGGAGAGGAGAGGGAAGGGGACGCCGAGGGGAGGGGGGUUCUGCUUUCAAAAGUUCAUUAACAUUACCAACAAAGUGUAGCUCCGCUACAUUUUUUCCUUUAAAGGGUUCCCUCUCCAGCCAGCAAAAUUCCGCCCAAAAGCAGACAACAGGAUCGUCCUGCGCUGACGCGGCUGGUCGGCAGGAAGCGGCUGGUGGCGGCGGGGGUCCUGGGGGUCGUUAUGGUUCUGGUUUUGGUCAUCCUCAUCCCGGUUCUGGUCAACUCAGCGGGGACGGCGGCGCACUACGAGAUGCUCGGUACCUGUAGGAUGGUGUGCGACCCGUACGGCACCAAAUCUCCGACCAGCACCGCCACGGCGGGCACGGUCCGAGACAACAGCCUCGUGCAGUCUUUACCCACUUUUAUCCAAGGUCCGAAGGGGGAACCAGGUCGUCCAGGUAAGGCAGGUCCGAGAGGACCUCCCGGUGAGCCGGGACCGCCCGGUCCGGCGGGGCCACCUGGAGAAAAAGGUGAACCGGGCAGACCUGGUUUACCAGGACCUCCGGGACCCAGCGCAGCUGCCGGUGCAAUAAGCGCGGCCACCUACAGCACCGUGCCCAAGAUUGCCUUUUACGCAGGGCUGAAAAAGCAACACGAGGGCUACGAGCUGCUCAAGUUCGACGACGUGGUGACCAACCUGGGAAACCACUACGAUCCGACCAGCGGGAAGUUCACGUGCUCCAUCCCCGGGAUUUACUUCUUCACCUACCACGUCCUGAUGCGCGGAGGGGACGGCACGAGCAUGUGGGCUGAUCUGUGCAAAAACAACCAGGUGCGUGCCAGUGCCAUAGCCCAGGAUGCGGACCAGAACUAUGACUAUGCCAGUAAUAGCGCUGUGCUGCAUUUGGAGCCAGGAGACGAGGUCUACAUUAAACUAGACGGAGGCAAAGCUCAUGGAGGCAACAACAAUAAGUACAGCACCUUCUCUGGAUUCAUCAUCUACGCUGACUAGACAACAACAAAUUCGUGCCCUCAGCUAUUACAGGCCCCGUGGCCCAGUCCUUCUACAAAUCUUCCCUCUACGAAUAAGAUGCUCAGACUUACUCUUUUAAACAUGUGGAAAAACCAAUUUAAAUCAGCCUUCAUAACCUGCAUAUUAUAUUAUUUUCUAUAUUCUGCCAUCAUCAUGUCCUCAGUGCAAGUGACUGAACAAUAACAUCAAUGAAAUGGUUGAAUUGUCACAGUGUGGGAUCAAACCAUAUUCUGCCUUUAUACCAUUAUGUCACUUGAAUUUACAGCUGAUGUGUUUAUGUUAAUGUAGUCCUAGUGAUGGUGGCAAAGAGAGGGAGCAGGUGUAUGCGUGCAUUGGGAGGUGGGCAGAAUGGACAGAUAGAGAUCCUUCCCUUUUAAAUCUGAUUGGGCCUGUCAACAAAUCAAACACAUUUAAAUCAAGAAAGGAAAAUCUAAGAGAAAGUAGUAAAGAGGAAAUCAAAUGGAAAUUCAGCAGCUAGUAGGUAGUUCUAAAGUCAGUUACUAUCAAGUAAUUGACUUUGUGCAAUACCUAGUAAAAUUAUAAAACCGUAUUCAUGGUGAUAAUUAAAGCCAUCACUCAGUGUGUGUAUUUAUGUUCUUUGUUUUCUUUCUUUCUUUUUUGAUAUCAUGCUGUGAAGAUAGCAAGGAAAAGCUGGUAACACUUGAAGUGCAUUAUGAUAUACUGACAACAUAUUACAUUUGCUAUUAUAAACAUAAUUGCUUUUUUCAUAGAAUAGAAUCAUCAAUAAAAUAAUUAUUUGUAAUUAUAUGUAAUCAAUUAACACUUACCUUUGAAAGUAUAUGAGCCUUUACACUUUUUAUGCAAUCCGUUUAUUUUCUCUUGUUCUGAUUUUAAUAUUAUUAUAAUUAUCUAAUAAUGUGGUGAUUCCUCAUCAAUGGUUUGUACCACCACUUCCACUAAAGUGUUAAUCAAAUGCUUUCAUAAGUUUCUGCAAGGAUUUUACACAUUUGACAAGUAUUAAGCCUGUCCAGAAAAGAGCAGAAACACUGUUGCUUAAACCUUACUCACACAAACUUGGCAUGGAAAUAUUUGUUGAUUUAUGUCAAGCUUUACAGAGGGAGAAUGUUUGGUAAAAAUAAAUCUGAAAACAUGAUUGUAA